Molecule: messenger RNA, 3625 nt
Organism: Engraulis encrasicolus (European anchovy)
Lineage: Eukaryota; Metazoa; Chordata; Actinopteri; Clupeiformes; Engraulidae
Gene: nlrc3
Product: NLR family, CARD domain containing 3
Exons: 21
Coding region: 63-3581 (1172 amino acids)
Biological process (GO): intracellular signal transduction
Molecular function (GO): protein binding
Source: RefSeq, a predicted model, not a curated record
ACACACACACACACACACACACACACACACACACACACACACACGUGGGUGACAUCUCAGAAAUGGACAAGCACUCCUGCAUGCCAUGGGAAGAAGACUGCUACAUUGACCUCCAGUCGACCAAUCACAAAACUGGCCCUGCCAAAGAGAAGGAAGUUGGUUGGCUGCAAAAGCAUCGGCGAGGUCUGGAAUGCAUGCAGUGCACCUCUGUCUUGGAGGCUUUGGUUUCACACGGCAAAAAGGCGGGACUUCUCAGUGACGGCGACGCCGCAUUGGUUCAAAAGGUCGGGUCACUGCCAGACCGGUGGCACUCAUUGGUGGAGUUGCUGUCAAUCAAGGAUCCCCAAGGCUCUAAAGUGCAGCUCUUCCUCAUCACUUCCCAUCCCAUGGAGUAUCAACUCAUCAGUCAAUAUGACUCAGUUCUGGCGCAGCAGAGGACUGCCUUGCUGCAGCGUUUCCGGGAGGAGGCAGAGCUGCCGACCGCCUCAUCCCCGACGAAAAGUCCCAAGAAAUCCCCUCAAAACUCUCGAACCCCAGACCCCGCCAGAACCCUUAACCCCGCCCUCCUGCUCAUAGAGGGCGUGUCCGACCUCCAGCAGCGAGAGCACGACUUCACGCAGCUGUCAGUCACCCGGGGGGCGGGACCUCUUCACGGGCGACCUCUGGGAUUGGACAAGCUUCUCCAGGCCCUGACGAGAACCAGUCCCACGCCCAGGGUCUGCCUGACAGUGGGCGUGGCCGGAAGUGGCAAAAGCCGAUUAGUCAGCCGCUUCGCCCGUCUCUGGGGGCUGGGGCAGAUCUACCAGGAAGUCAGCCUCGUGCUUCCUGUUGCAUGCUGGGAGAUUGGGUGCUGCGAGCGACUCUCGGCCGACAGGCUCAUGCGGAUGCUCCUCCCACAGGGGGCGGAGUGCGUUUCCGUGACGACGGCCUAUAGGACGCUGCUGGUGUUUGACGGGCUGGAGGAGCUGAGGUCCCCGCUGGACUUCGCCGAGGCCCCGCCCACCUCGGACCCUAAGCGGGAAGUGCCGGUGGCCGACCUCAUCACCAACAUCAUCCGUGGCAACCUGUUGCCGGGGGCGAUGCUGUGGUUGCUGUGCCGACCGGGCAUAGGCGCCCGCAUCCCGGCGGGGCUGGUGGACCGCGUCACGCAGGUGCCGCCGCUCACGCACGCUCAGAUCCGAGGCUACGUCAACACGCACCCGCUCACACACACCCGCGCAGAGCAGACCAUCUGGCACCAUCUCACCUCCCAGAAGCCUCUGCUGGUCCUGUGUUCCGUGCCGGCCGUGUGCGGGGUCGUCGGCGACACCUUGCUCCGCGCGCUCGAGGCCGGGCUGGAGGAGCGACUCCUGCCCCACAGUCUCACGGAGAUCUACGUCCACCACUGCUGGCCACAGGCGCAGGAGGCCGAGUGGUCGCGCAGCAGUGCCCGAAAACAGCUCACCGCCCUGGGCAAGCUGGCCUUCUACAGCCUGCUGCGGGGGCGCCACACCCACACGGACGGCGAAGCGCGCGCUUACGGCCUGGAUCUGCCCCCGGCGCCGGGGACUCUGGGAUGCCGGGUCCUCCGACGCGAAGUGGGCGUGUGUGGUGGCGGUAGUAGUGGUGGUUCCAGUGGCGGUGGCAUCGGUAACAGUGUUGGUGUCGGUGUUAGCGGUGGCGGCGUGUGCGUGUGGCGUUUCGCGCACCUGUCUCUGCAGGAGUUCCUGGCGGCAGUGUUCUACUACGCGGCGUCACGUCGCGGAAUGUUCGACCUCUUCUCCGAGAGUAGCAUGAGUUGGCCCCGCCUCGGCUUCCACAACCACUACCGCGCCGCCGUCCAGCGGGCCGACCAAUCGUACGCCGCCGCGCAGAAGAGCGACCACCAGUCGCAGAGCGGCAGCCACAACCAGGCAUCCAACCUCCAGCUCUUCCUGCGCUUCCUCACGGGGCUGAUGUCCCCGGCGACAGCGGAGCUCGUGUGCGGGGCUGUGGGCGUGUCCAAGGAAGAGCAUGCCAAUCACCGCGUCGCUGUGUUAACGGCCCUUCAGGCAGCGGCAGGCGGGCUCGGAGGCGGGACCGUCAGCAUGCGCUGCGUCUCAUUGGUGGCCUGCCUGGCGGAGAUGCGCCAAUCGGAGGUGGUGAGGUCGGUGGAGGAGGAGCUAGAUGGCGGGUCGCUGAGGGGGAAACUGAACGGGAGCGCCUGUGCUGUGCUGGCAUACCUGCUGCAGGUGUCACCUGUUUGUGCAGACGAUACUAAUCUGAGUGGAUGUCUUGGACACGGGGACCUGAAGAGACUGCUGCCACAGCUGCUCUACUGCAGCCGGCUACGGUUAGAGAAUAAUGAGUUUAAAGACGACGCUAUGGAGCUUCUGGGCAGUUUACUGAGCGCUAAGGACUGCCACAUGCAGAGUCUGAGUCUGGCAGAUAACUUGGUCAGCAGUAAAGGGGCCAAGCCUCUCAGCAGGGCACUCCUGGUCAACAGAACCCUCACCACACUCGAUCUCCGUGGCAACACGAUUGGUCCCAAGGGAGCAAAGUCAUUGGCUGAGGCCUUGAAGAUGAACCAGGCUCUGGUCUCCUUGAAUCUCCAGCAUAACCACAUAAAGGAUGACGGCGCACGAGCCUUGGCUGAGCUGCUGCAGACGAACCGCAAACUGACAUCGCUCAAUUUACAAAAGAAUGACAUCACUUCGGAGGGAGUGAAACGAAUAGCAGAGUCUCUGAAGAAAAAUCAGACAUUGCAGGAUCUCAACAUGUCUGGUAAUCAGCUUGGAGAUGCCGGUGCAGGAGCCUUGGCGCAGGCGUUGACAGUCAACCACACACUGACCUCUCUCAGGCUGCAGAGUAGUUCGGUGAGUGAUCGAGGCGUGACUGCUCUCACCAAAGCGCUCUGCUCCAACCACGGCCUCAUCACCCUCAUUCUUCGAGAGAACUCAGUCGGGGUGGAGGGAGCUAAGGCCAUCGCAGCGGCGUUACGGAAGAACCACACUCUUCAAGAGCUAGAUCUGACAGCUAACCUUCUGCAUGACGAGGGUGUGACAGCUAUAGGCAACGCUGUCAAGGUCAACAGAGCGCUCACCGCCCUGCAUCUGCAGUGGAACUUCGUGAAGGUGAACGCUGCGCAGGCCUUGGCUCAGUCGCUACUCAGCAACACACACCUUCAGCUAUUGGAUUUGCAGGAAAACACACUGGGAGAUGACGGGGUUGUUUCUCUGGCCACUGCACUGAAGACUAACGCAUCACUAUGUGUUUUAUAUCUGCAGGGCGUGUCUAUGGGAAAAGCAGGUGCUGUGGCGUUGGCUGAGGCUCUCAUGGUCAACAAGACACUCCACACCCUCGAUCUCCGUGGCAACUCUGUGGGAAUGGUGGGCGCCAAAGCCUUGUCCAGCGCCCUGAAGACCAACAGGAGUCUCAGGAGACUCAAUUUGCAGGAAAAUGCCCUUGGAAUGGACGGAGCUAUUUUCAUCGCCACGGCACUGAAAGGAAACCAUCAGCUGACUUACAUUAAUCUGCAGGGGAAUGGCAUUGGGGAGUCGGGAGCCAAGGUCGUCGCAAAGCACAUCAGAGCUGAGGCUCCGGAGUGUGUCGUCGACAUCUGAUGAGUGUGUGUGUGUGUGUGUGUGUGUGUGUGUGUGUGUGUGUG